GCGCUUUCAGAGAAGAUGGUGGAAGGAGAUAAGCCGAAAUUAACCGAACGGGCCCCGUCUUUGUCGCCGGCACUUCCCGGUCGAACCGCCAAUGACCAAGCGGGGCUCAUCUUCGCCUCUGCUGCACUCGCCAAUAUGCUGGCCUCGGCGGUCAGCAACCCGCUAGACAUAAUUAAGGUCCGCCAGCAGCUCCGAACACAGUCCGCGCAGCUGUCUUCAUCUAAUGCUUUCUGGACCGUCGGUGCUCAAAUGGCCAAGUCAGAAGGUGUCCUCAGUCUCAUGAACGGCCUGACAGCGAGCAUGAUGCGCGAGAUCGUCUACUCAGGUAUCCGCAUGGGGACGUAUGAGUAUUUCAAGGACGCCAUCCUCGAUGUAUCGGCUGGGUCACUCUCCAAGGAUGGGCUAACCUUGAAAGUUUUCGCUGCCACUGUCGCGGCUACUUUGGGCUCGGCGGUUGCAAACCCCACUGAUCUCGUCAAAGUUCGCAUGCAGGCGCACUACCCCGAAGGAAGCCCCUAUCGCAACACCCGGCACGCUUUCGCCACCGUAUGGCGAGAGGGUGCAACAUCUACUGGAACGUCAACGCCUGCAGGAGGUCUUCGGUCCAUCUAUCGCGGUGUAGAUGCUACAACGGCCCGCGGAGUCGUUCUCUCGGUAUCGCAGAUAUGCUCAUAUGAUCAGAUCAAGCAGACGUUGAAGCAGAAGCGACUCAUGGAGGAAGGUUUUCCAUUACACUUCACCGCGAGCAUGUUUGCCGGUUUCAUCUGCUCCGUAACGUCCAACCCGGUCGACGUCGUCAAAGUUCGCGUUAUGAAUGACAAAGAGAGACGGUACCAGGGCGUCUCGGACUGCGUCAAGCAGAUGCUUCAGAAAGAAGGGCCUAAGGCAUUCUACAAAGGAUUUGGCAUGUGCUGGGCAAGACUCGGAACUCACACAAUUCUGAGUUUCGUAGCGUUCGAACGCUUGAGAUCGCUCUUCGGCAUAGCACCUAUGUAGACUGAUCGCUAGUUCAGCAAUACUCG
Messenger RNA from Stereum hirsutum FP-91666 SS1, 1022 nucleotides. RefSeq names its product mitochondrial carrier. Bases 16 to 996 code for a protein of 326 amino acids. The transcript is spliced from 10 exons. The record is from RefSeq and is a predicted model, not a curated record. Lineage: Eukaryota; Fungi; Basidiomycota; Agaricomycetes; Russulales; Stereaceae.